Mollisia scopiformis is the source of this 959-nucleotide messenger RNA. RefSeq lists its product as uncharacterized. The record is from RefSeq and is a predicted model, not a curated record. Lineage: Eukaryota; Fungi; Ascomycota; Leotiomycetes; Helotiales; Mollisiaceae. The coding region runs from base 87 to 815 and encodes 242 amino acids. The transcript has a single exon.
UCGAGACGUUCAUUAAAUUCACGGAGCUCCCACCGGAGCUCCGCAGUCGCAUCUGGAGCUUCACAACUCUCGCUCCGGCCACAAUCAUGCAGCGUAGAAUCAUCUCCAGGGAUCGCGAGUUUGAUUUCAUUCGAGGAGGAGGUGUGCCAGCUGUCCUUCAAGCCUGCAGAGAGUCUCGACAUGAGUUCCUUGAGCCGGGUGAUGUUACAUCGCUAGAACGUCGCCGAGAAGCUCACCCGCUAUACAAGCUAUACUUUCAGAACGAGGACAAGACGGAUGCUGGUAUCUACUUCUGCGCGGAACUUGACUGUUUCUGGGGUAUGCGCGACAAACUGAUCAUUCACACGCCAGGCACCGUAAGACCACCCCAGUUUGCCGACAUGACCGCUAUGUUGGCCGUCACUGGUCUGGACCAAAUUCUGAAGAAUCUGGCAGUGCCUGACUGGUGGAUUGGAUCCAUCUUGAUUGAUGGAGAACCAAGCCAACGUCUCCCCUUUGGUGGCUUCUCCCGUGUCGACCUCAUGCACCUUAUUGAAGUGCUUCCCUGUCUUGAAACACUUACUUUGGUAGUGACGGAGGAGUUUCUCUGCAGGGAGCCCGAAACGCGGGACGAGCUUGUCAAUUAUGAUCCAGAGAUCAAUGGAGAGCUAGACGAUACACGGAUGUCUCGCCUUCAACGUGCGGUAGUACACAAUGUCAAGGGACUUGCGAUGACUUUGAAGAUUCUGAAGAAACUUGCUCCUCAGAAGAACUGGCCAAAGACCUUGAAAUUCCGGUUUGAUCGUCAGAUGAUGGAGAACGAGGGAUUCCUGUGAAAGAAUAUAACAAAGAGGGCGGAAAUGGCAAGAGCGGCUAUUGAGGAUUUUCAUGACCAUAUUGCAGAGGUCAUCUCUCAUUUCUAGCAGCGCGUGGUCUUUUCAUUAUGGAUGGUUGGCAUUUUCCUAGCACUGAAAUAGCAG